This is a messenger RNA of Epinephelus lanceolatus (giant grouper), 942 nucleotides long. RefSeq lists its product as uncharacterized. NCBI's taxonomy places the organism in Eukaryota, Metazoa, Chordata, Actinopteri, Perciformes, Serranidae. Gene Ontology annotation, cellular component: nucleus; transcription regulator complex. Gene Ontology annotation, molecular function: DNA binding. Gene Ontology annotation, biological process: regulation of transcription by RNA polymerase II. The record is from RefSeq and is a predicted model, not a curated record.
CCUGGAGACCUUUGAGCGCGCGCCAAAAGUGACGUUAUUGCGCCCCUAGCGCGCUCUCGCGUCUUGCGCGUUUGCUCUGCAAAUUAUUGCAGAUUUUGAGACCAACUGCACGCGCUGUGUUUAUGAUCUCAGCAUGAACGACUUCGAGAGUCGCGUGGCCGAACAGGUUCGCCGGUACAAACACCUGUACGACCCCUCGUUCAGAGACCGCAGCUUCAUCCAGAUGGCCUCUGACUCGUGGAGGGAGAUCGCAGCCACCCUGGGGAAGGACGAGGCAUCCUGUCGGAGGGUGUGGAAGAGUACCAGAGACUGCUUCGUCAAAGCCAAGAAACGGAGGGCUCGUUUAAAGGGCGAGGGACGCGCAGCCGUGCCGCGGAUCCUGGUGGAGCUCGGCUGGCUGUCUCAGUUCGUUAAACACCGAGAGCUGGAAAAUAAUUCCGACUUCGAGGAAAACUUGGAACUCAACGGCGAUGCCCAAAAGACACUAGAAGACACAAAAAGACUUGUUCCCCCCAUAUCUUCAUCAUCACCGGGUAACUUCUCUUCAUCAUACUUAGCACCGCUCUCUGGACCGUCCUCGGUAGAGACGACGUCCUCCAGCAGCCCGUCACCCUUGCGUGAAUCACCAUCACGAGUCAGUGAUGCCCAUGCUGCCAGACUGGAGCUCCUGGAACAAGAGAGACAUAAAUCAAUGCAACAGGACAAUGCAGACUCGCGGUUUGCUGAAGUCAUCAAGGACAUGCUAGCUAAUAUCCACCCGAAGCAUAAAGCAGAUGUUAAAUUUAAAGUAUACCAGCUGCUAUUUGAGGCGGAGAGGGAUUUCCCGAAACACUCAUGAAAAAGAGAUGGCUGCUCCUUUUUACAUAGUUUUAAUUUUUGUUUUUUAAUAUGUGUCAAGAAUACAAAAACAGUAGUGCAAAUAAAGAGUUUUUGUAUUUAAAA